CGCCGGCAGAGCCUACAUUUCUACUUGACCAGCGCAGAGCAAAGUCUACACGUCCCCUCAGCCUCGACCCAGGUCCCAACCACCACCGUACCGUCGCUCCGUCGCCCAGAUCUCGCCCGCGCGCGCGAUGGCCGCCGCCGCCCCCAUCCCGGCCCCGGCGCCCGCGGCCGACGACGAGAUCGUCUACGAGUCCAUGCCCUGCAUCCGCAUCUACAAGGACCGCGUGGAGCGCUACUUCGGCUCCGAGUUCGUCGCCGCCUCCGCCGACGCCGACGCCGCCACCGGGGUCGCCUCCCGCGACCGCGUCAUCUCCCCCGAGGUCUCCGCGCGCCUCUACCUCCCCCGCCUCGACCCCGCCAAGGACUCCAAGCUCCCCGUCCUCGUCUACUACCACGGCGGCGGCUUCUGCCUCGGCUCCGCCUUCAACCCCACCUUCCACGCCUACUUCAACAACCUCGCCGCGCUCGCCGGCGUGCUCGUCGUCUCCGUCGAGUACCGCCUCGCGCCCGAGCACCCCGUCCCCGCCGCCUACGCCGACUCCUCGGACGCGCUCGCCUGGGUCGUCUCCCACGCCGCCCCCGGCGCCGCCGCCGCUGGCUUCGAGCCAUGGCUCGCCGACCACGCCGACUUCGCCCGCCUCUACCUCGGCGGCGAGAGCGCCGGCGCCAACAUCGCGCACCACGUGGCGAUGCGGGUCGGCGCGGAGGGGCUGCCCCACGGCGCCGCCAUCCACGGCCUCCUCAUGAUCCACCCAUACUUCCUCGGCACCGACAAGGUGGCCUCCGACGACCUCGACCCGGCGGCGCGGGAGAGCCUGGCGAGCCUGUGGCGCGUCAUGUGCCCGACCACCACCGGGGAGGACGACCCGCUCAUCAACCCGUUCGUGGACGGCGCGCCGGGCCUGGACGCCCUGGCGUGCGGGCGCGUGCUGGUGUGCAUCGGCGAGGGCGACGUGCUCCGCGACCGCGGCCGCGCCUACUACGACCGGCUCAGGGCCAGCGGGUGGAGCGGGGAGGCCGACAUUUGGCAGGCGCCGGGGAAGGGCCACACCUUCCACCUCCUCGAGCCCUGCUGCGAAGAGGCCGUCGCCCAGGACAAGGUCAUCGCCGAGUUCCUCAACCAUUGAUUGCAUCUCUUCACCAUGUAUACUCAGGAAAUCGGGAAAUAAGUGCAGCUUCAUCGUUCAGUGGAUGGAUGCUGCUUUAACAUUUCAGGUUCAGAAUUCAGAUUUGUGUUGGCGCUGUUUGCCCAUUGUUCAGAGUUCAGGUAUUGGGUUUACGGAUGGAAGGGGAUCGCCAUUGUUUGUGGCAAUGGGUGCUGUAUCAGAAUUGUUGGAGGAUAUAUGGUAUAUUCAUAGUUUCAUACAGAUGAUACUUAGUAUACUUGUUGUAUUGGUCUCAAGGUUUUCUUUGCAGUAUACGUAUUUCGGGAGUUCAAGCUUCAGGAA
Molecule: messenger RNA, 1447 nt
Organism: Aegilops tauschii subsp. strangulata
Lineage: Eukaryota; Viridiplantae; Streptophyta; Magnoliopsida; Poales; Poaceae
Product: 2-hydroxyisoflavanone dehydratase
Molecular function (GO): hydrolase activity
Source: RefSeq, a predicted model, not a curated record